AAAAACGAGUCCAGAUACUGGUUGCGAUUCUCCCGCAUCAAUUUGAAUUUCGGUAUUCGUUCUUCAAUCCAGAAUUAUCCUAUACGUGACUUCGUAGUCAAUCUCCAUGUCUAGGGUUUCUGGGUUUCAAUUCUGGCUUCUCUACUUGAAUUUCUAGGGUUUGUUUUUUUGGGGUUUCUCUUGCGAUUGGAGGUUUGGGGAAGAAGAAGGUGAAGAGGAAGAACAAAAAGAAGAAGGAAGAUGCACAUAAAGGAGAUAUGCUUGGAGGGUUUCAAAUCCUAUGCGACGAGGACGGUCGUGCCGGGUUUCGACCCGCAUUUCAACGCUAUAACGGGUCUAAACGGGUCGGGAAAACCCAACAUCCUCGAUUCCAUCUGCUUCGUUCUGGGAAUUACUAAUCUUCAGCAAGUCCGGGCUGCUAAUCUCCAAGAGCUCGUUUACAAGCAAGGGCAAGCUGGGAUUACCAAGGCAACAGUGUCAAUUACCUUUGAUAAUUCCGAUAGGAGCAGAAGCCCUCUCGGUUACGAGGAUCAUUCGGAGAUUACUGUGAAUAGACAAACUGUAGUUGGUGGACGGAACAAGUAUUUGAUCAAUGGAAAGCUUGCACAACCAAGUCAAGUGCCGAACCUUUUCCACUCGGUGCAACUCAAUGUCAAUAAUCCCCAUUUUCUCAUCAUGCAAGGGCGUAUCACCAAAGUCUUAAACAUGAAACCUCCAGAGAUCCUAUCAAUGCUUGAAGAAGCUGCUGGGACAAGAAUGUAUGAAACCAAGAAAGAGGCUGCGCUGAAAACACUUGAAAAGAAGCAAACCAAAGGUAACUGCCAGAUUGUUCAUAACAUAGAAGAUUUGAAGAAAUCUCUUGAAGAGAAAACCUCUGCUUUGAAGAAGUCUGAGGAAGGAGCGGCUGACCUAAAACAAAGAGUUCAGGAGUUUUCGACCACAUUGGAAGAGUGCGAAAAAGAACAUCAGGGUGUACUUGCUGGGAAAAGUAGUGGUGAUGAGGAGAAAUGCCUUGAAGAUCAGUUGCGUGAUGCAAAGGUUGCUGUUGGGAAAGCUGAGACAGAGUUGAAGCAGCUGACGACCAAAAUUGGCCACUGUGAAAAGGAGCUAAAAGAGAAAAAAUCUCAGUUAAUGUCUAAACGUGAAGAAGCAGCGGCAGUGGAGAAUGAACUUAAAGCAAGAAAAAAUGAUGUAGGAAGUGCAAAAAAGUCACUAGAAUCUCUUCCAUACAAAGAGGGUCAGAUGGAAGCUUUGGAAAAGGACCGAGCUUCUGAGCUCGAAAUUGUGCAAAAGAUGAAAGAUAAAGCACGUGAUCUUUCGGCUCAAUUAGCAAAUGUCAAUUUUACAUACUGUGACCCUGUGAAGAACUUUGAUCGGUCAAAGGUGAAAGGUGUGGUUGCAAAACUGAUAAAAGUGAAAGACAGAUCCACAAUGACAGCCUUGGAGGGUCACGAAAACGAACAAGAGAGGUUUGUGAAUUGUGAUGGAGCAGGAAGCAGUGAAGAAGGAACAAUCAUCUUUGGAGAGUCAGUUAGAUUCAUUAAGGACUCAAGUUAGCACACUCGCUUUGGAAAUAAAUGAGCAACGAGCAAAGGUUGAAGCCAUACAGAAGAAUCACGAUCGAGCUCUGGCUGAGCUUAAGUUGAUACAUGCGAAGAUGAAGGAAUGUGAUACACUGAUAAGUGGUUUAGUUGCAGACCAGGAAAAGUCUCUUCAGAAACUUAGUGACCUGAAGCUUGAGAGAAAGAAGUUGGAAAAUGAGUGAUUUCGGGUCCAUCUUUUCAACUCUACUACCUGGCACCACGGCAAAGCUAGAUCCGCCUGAAGGUGGCACUUUCCUCGAUGGUCUUGAGGUCUGUGUUGCUUUUGGGGGUGUCUGGAAACAGUCCUUGUCUGAACUCAGUGGAGGACAAAGAUCUCUUCUUGCUCUCUCCUUAAUCUUGGCAUUGCUUCUCUUCAAGCCAGCUCCACUUUACAUAUGAGGUUGAUGCAGCUCUUGAUCUCAGCCACUCAUAGAACAUUGGAAGAAUGAUAAAAUCUCAUUUCCCCCACUCACAGUUUGUCGUGGUUUCCCUGAAAGAAGGAAUGUUCAACAAUGCCAAUGUUCUCUUCCGGACAAAGUUUGUGGAUGGUGUAUCAACAGUCCAGAGGACAGUAACAAAGCAGAACAAGUGAUCCCACUGGAUUAAAAGUGGAUUUGAACCAUUGCACGAAAACAAAUGUUCAACAAGAGAAGAGUUCAUCUGAAGUUCCGAACCAUCUUUUUCAAAGCUUUCGACUUCGACCGAAGAUUCUUCAGACUCAGUUAUGUACAUAAAGGUCCAUCUCUCUUUCGUAAGUGUCUCUACGCAUGACAUGUUGCUUCGAGCAGCGAAGAAGACUCGUGGAAAUUCUCGCAGCUUUUUUGAGAUUUUUUCCAUCUGCACAAGAGGCAAAUCCCCAAGAACUGAAACUAUGAAGAUAAACAUAGUAGAAUACACUAUACAUUAGAUUUCUUUUCAUUCAUUUCGCUUAUACUUGUGGAAAAGUAAGGUAACGUUUUCAACUUAGGAAUGUCAAUUGUAUUCUCUAAUUUAGUAUAGCUUAAGGUAAGGUGACUACUGACUCCUUGUAUCUUGUGGGAUGAUAUAACUUGGAAAACAUGUGAUGUUUUUAUUCUCUUA
Molecule: messenger RNA, 2663 nt
Organism: Tarenaya hassleriana
Lineage: Eukaryota; Viridiplantae; Streptophyta; Magnoliopsida; Brassicales; Cleomaceae
Product: structural maintenance of chromosomes protein 2-2-like
Exons: 9
Coding region: 241-1557 (438 amino acids)
Biological process (GO): chromosome organization
Cellular component (GO): chromosome
Molecular function (GO): ATP binding; protein binding; ATP hydrolysis activity
Source: RefSeq, a predicted model, not a curated record